Messenger RNA from Thelazia callipaeda (thelaziosis nematode), 403 nucleotides. The record is from the annotation of a GenBank genome assembly. NCBI's taxonomy places the organism in Eukaryota, Metazoa, Nematoda, Chromadorea, Rhabditida, Thelaziidae.
AAACUUCAGUAGCACAUGUAUACAUGCAAUCAUUGUAAAGCUUAAUCAUGAAUAAUGCUUACUUAUUAUCUGUAUUCUAAAUCAAUUCUGGUACCAGGUUUUGGGCUGCCUGUGGAAAAAACAAUCACUUAUUCACUACCAUGUAAUAACGUUGUUUUUCCUUAUCAGUUUAUCAGACUGCUCUGCUAUGUGUAUUAUAUUACUGAUGGCAUUCGGUAAUAAAAUGGAAUUCACAGCUAAAUUACCUGCCAAACUUGUCUUUGUGAAAAAAUUUAGUGAUUUGUUAGGACCAUUUUGGAUUUAUUUACUGGCAAUCACAAUGCAUAUCAUAGCUGCCGUAUUUAUGUGUUUGAUGAGUGAAAGUUCAACUUUUUUGAGCGAUAGUGGAAAAAGCAAUGCUUAA